Molecule: messenger RNA, 1731 nt
Organism: Aspergillus steynii IBT 23096
Lineage: Eukaryota; Fungi; Ascomycota; Eurotiomycetes; Eurotiales; Aspergillaceae
Product: alpha-glucosidase
Exons: 3
Coding region: 1-1731 (576 amino acids)
Biological process (GO): oligosaccharide catabolic process
Molecular function (GO): alpha-amylase activity
Source: RefSeq, a predicted model, not a curated record
AUGGGGUCCUACGCAGAGUCGGUCCCAACCGGGCGCAACAACUGGUGGAAAGAAGCCACAGUCUAUCAAGUAUAUCCCGCCUCGUUCAAAGACUCCAAUGGCGAUGGCUGGGGUGAUAUUCCCGGAGUAAUCGAGAAAAUUCCCUACCUCCAUGCUCUCGGGGUCGACGUCGUCUGGCUGUCUCCCAUGUACGACUCGCCCAUGCACGAUAUGGGCUACGAUGUCUCUGAUUAUGAGAAGGUAUUGCCUGCGUAUGGAACCGUGGAAGACGUGGAGAAGCUAGUCCAGGCUUGCCAUGAGCGCGGCAUGAAACUCCUUCUAGACCUCGUCAUCAACCACACCAGCGAUCAGCACCAGUGGUUCCAAGAGAGCCGCGGCAGCAAGGACAACGAGAAGCGCGACUGGUAUUUCUGGCGACCUCCGAGAUACGACGCGAAUGGCAAUCGUCAGCCUCCCUCGAACUACCGCGGAUACUUCGCUGGGAGUACAUGGACCUGGGACGAGCACACGCAGGAGUACUAUCUGCAUCUGUACGCGAAGGAACAACCAGAUCUGAACUGGGACAACGAAGCCACUCGAAAAGCCAUCUACCAGAGCGCGAUCCGCUUCUGGCUCGACAAAGGCAUCGACGGCUUUCGCGUCGACACGGUCAACAAGUACAGCAAACACACCGACUUCCCGGAUGCACCCAUCACCGAUCCAAACAGCGACAUUCAGCCCGCUAUCCAGAUGUGGUGCAAUGGGCCUCGCAUCCACGAGUUCGUCCGCGAGAUGCACGGCGACGUGCUGCAGCCCUACGGCGACGUGGUGACUAUCGGGGAGCUGGCCAACACGCCGGACCCUCGCGACGUGCUGCGCUAUGUCGGUGCCUCGGAGCGAGAGCUCAGCAUGGUCUUUCACCUGGACAUCGGGCACAUCGGCAUGGGAGACAGCCUGGAGGACAAGUACAUCUUUCACCCCUGGAAACUAACCCAGAUGAAGAUCAUCGUGUCCAAAUGGCAAUCGUUCAUCGAAGGUACCGAUGGCUGGACGACCGCUUUCUGCGAGAACCAUGACAACGGGCGCUCCGUAUCGCGGUUUGGUAGCGAUGCGCCGGAGCACCGGGCUCGCUCGGCGAUGAUGCUGGCGAUCUUGAUGGUCGCUAUGACCGGCACGCUGUUCCUGUACCAAGGCCAAGAGAUCGGUAUGACCAAUGCUCCCCGCGACUGGUCUGUGGAGGAAUACAAAGACAUCGAGGGGAGGGGAUAUUAUCGGGAGGCCGAGGGAGAUCCCGCGCGCCAGAAGCAGAUCAUGGACGGACUGCGCAUUCUUGCCCGGGAUCAUGCCCGUCUGCCCAUGCAGUGGGAUGCUUCGUCUCAUGCAGGGUUUACAACAGGGAAGCCGUGGAUGCGGGUGCACGAUCUGUAUCCCGAGAUUAAUGUGCUUCGUCAGGAGAGCGAUCCUGGCAGUGUACUUUCAUUCUGGAAGAAUGUGCUGCGACUGCGCAAGGAGCACCGGGAUCUUUUCAUUCAUGGAGCUUUUGAGCUGUUGGACUUUGAGAAUCAAGAGACAUUCUGUUUUGUCAAGUCGAGGGGCGAGAAGAAAGCCCUCGUGGUGUUGAACUUUACUGAUUCAAAUCAACCAUUGACGGUCUCGACGGUGGGAAUGGAGUUGCUGGUGAGCAACUAUACAGAUUUAGCCGUGUCGGAGACGCUGCAACCGUGGGAGGGCAGGAUCUAUAUCAUUUCUUGA